AUGAACCUCUUCGCUGAAGCCUGUGACAAAUUCGGCCCGAUCAUCAACACGGAAACGACGGUGGUUAUGGACCAACUGCCACCCAAAGCUGCCGAGAAUACACCCCAAAUCAACACGAACAACGCUCAACUGCAAUCCGUGAACAACUUUACCUGCCUGAGCAACAGCCCGGUAUAUAGCGGAGAUCUGGACGAUGGACAAGAAGCAGGCGCGGGAGCUCAACCACUUCCGCCUCAGCUAUCUUCGGUGCAUAGUUAAGAUGGGGUGGCCUGACCGGAUCACGUGUAUGCACGCACUGGAUCCAAGAGGAAGCCUCAUAUCCACGUCAUGCUGAAACAACUGCAACUGCGCUAAUGGGGAUUCUUCGUGCAGGUGGACGACAAGCGGUUACCUAAGCGACUCUUUUAUGGAGUCACGGGCUGCCAUCGACCAGGAUGUCAGGUCCGGCGCUACAGGGACACUCUAAAGACUUCCUCAAAGCGCCGGCAGAUCAACCCGACCCGACCUCUCCGGAACAAAUCAUCCCGGAAGAGUACAGCGAAGACAGAACCAGCCAUCUACAAAGUCAACCUUGUCACUGAUGCUAAAGAUGAACGUGAAUCUCGCAAACGCCAACCGUCCUCACCUCGCAACGCUAAAGUUCGGUCGCUCCAAACAUGUCCACGGCGUCAGCGAACUUUCCGGGUAUUAGUCAGUCUCAUAGGACACCCUCUUGCAGAAUGCACCAACAACCUGGUGUUUUCCUCUCCCACUCCCGCCCCUGCUGUAAACUCCCAACCUACCGCCACCCUCAUCGCCGCCGGUCACACUGUCGCUGCCCCGCCGACAUCGUCCAUCCUGCCCCAGCCUCUGCGUCGACCACGGCGACCAGCUCCAUCAACACCAAAACACAUCUCGCACUCACCCCUCUCCAACAAUCGGACGGCGUCCGAAGCCCAGUCACCUGCUACUAGUACCACCAGCAUCCACACGCAGCGAUGUGGGCACAGUCCAUACCUCUCCUCGUUUCGAUUGCACAAUUACCUCACACAUGGACCUGGUCGGUCACUUGCGAAUCCGUAG
This is a messenger RNA of Spirometra erinaceieuropaei, 1062 nucleotides long. The record is from the annotation of a GenBank genome assembly. NCBI's taxonomy places the organism in Eukaryota, Metazoa, Platyhelminthes, Cestoda, Diphyllobothriidea, Diphyllobothriidae.